CAACCUGUCAAUCAUCAAGGAGGUAACAGGUGGUAUAAGCGCGAGCAUGCCUGACAAAGACUAGUAUGUUAGUUGAAUCGAAGGUGAUAACGCUGCACAAAGUUCGAUUCAAAUGUAAUUGAUAUACCUUGAACGAUAUCAGUACUGAAUUGUUAAUGCAGGUGCACACAGUGAUAAAAUGGAGUCUUCUACAGACCGAAUUUCCUCAAAAUUGGAAGUUUUAAAAGCAGAUUUGAAAGCAAUGAGGUUACAAGAUGUAAAGCUAAUGAAGCAGCUGAUAGGAAUAAAUGAAUCUAUCCAGAGUCUAGCAAAAUCCCGCCAGCGGACCUCAAGUAGGGGACCGCAAGUAAUGUCCACUGCCGACUUCAACGCUACGGCCACCCCUCUCGUUAGACAACAGAGUGCUCCGUCUUACAACAAACUACAUAGGAACAACAGCACAGGGUCCAUCGAGUCAAUUGAAGAAAUCGGAAGUUCCGUUGAAGACAUCAACGAAGAAACAAUUGAAGAGCUUGAAGAUUACUUAAAUUGUUCGAUGACGUCACUUCCUCCUCCAAUACCCACAAUUCCAAAAUCCCACUCUCUUGCAGUGAUGACCCCACUUCCGGACGAAGAAGACGAAGCAGACGACAGCAAGUACGAGGGGAUUUUAAUGACAAAUAUCAAACUCUGGAAAUAUUCACAACAGAAGUGUCAGCAGAAGACGUGAAAUAUCUUUCAGUUUAACCAACUGAAGGCAAUUAUACGUGUGCCAUGAACAUAACAGGCAUUCGUCUCCCAUGUGACGUCAUGACCGAGUUUUAACUAGCUAGAUGAGAUGUGAACUGUAAUGUAUAUGAAAAAACUAUAUUUUGAAGCACAGUUUUAUGUGAUUCUGUUUUACAAAAAUUGUGUCUUGUUUUUAUUUAUGCGUACUUUAUUUUCAACUGCUUCAAGGAUAAAGUGCAUUGCGCUGACACUUCAUUAAGAUGAAAAUUGUAUUGAAAAAUCAACAUUUUAUCUUACAGUGUUAGCAACCACAAAUGUAAAUAUGCAGUUGAAGUCAGUAUAAAAGACUUAGAGUCAAGGAAAAAGUGCAAUAAAAGACUAUUAACGGUAACAUUAUGUCUGUGGAGGUCAUUAUUGAUGGUGUUCAGGAAGUCCCGCAUGGUGUGUACGUCUUAAGGAAGAUCAUUGUGCCGAUGUGUGACAUUCUAAUUAGUUGACAAUUGAUGUUUAUUAUUAUUUAUGAAGCAGAAAUAAAUGAAAUGAAAAGG
Saccostrea echinata is the source of this 1256-nucleotide messenger RNA. Its product is annotated as leucine rich adaptor protein 1-like. Lineage: Eukaryota; Metazoa; Mollusca; Bivalvia; Ostreida; Ostreidae. The transcript has 3 exons. The record is from RefSeq and is a predicted model, not a curated record. The coding region runs from base 179 to 709 and encodes 176 amino acids.